This is a messenger RNA of Eriocheir sinensis (Chinese mitten crab), 1693 nucleotides long. Its product is annotated as serine/threonine-protein kinase 16-like. Gene Ontology annotation, cellular component: cytoplasm; Golgi apparatus. Lineage: Eukaryota; Metazoa; Arthropoda; Malacostraca; Decapoda; Varunidae. Gene Ontology annotation, biological process: protein phosphorylation. The record is from RefSeq and is a predicted model, not a curated record. Gene Ontology annotation, molecular function: protein serine/threonine kinase activity; ATP binding. The transcript is spliced from 9 exons. Bases 260 to 1219 code for a protein of 319 amino acids.
AGUGGCUUCGAAUGACAGCUUUCACAACACACGGACGGUCGACGCGCCGCCCGGGAGCCGCACAGCCCGCCGCCCAGCAGAGGCCCGGCAGAGGAUGUGUUGAGGCCACCUCAAUGUGCCGCUGAGGACACCCAAGAGUGAACACUUCAAUAUUAUAGCUGAGCAGAGCAUCACACAGCCUCCUUCCGCAUCCUACUCAUCAUCACAACAGCUGCUUGAGGGAUGGUUACUGCAGCGCAGAGAUAAUAUAGUAAGUGAUAUGAACACCAUUGGCCUCACCAUCCUGGUACGAAUGGGUAACUGCCUCUGUGCCAAAGAAACCAUCACCAUCAAUGGAAGCAGAUAUUACAUAAGGGACCGCAUUGGUGAAGGGGGCUUCAGCACAGUGGAUUUGGUGGAGAAUGCUACCAGUCACAAACUUUAUGCACUCAAGCGCAUCACAUGCCAUGCUCAAACUGAUCAAAAGAUUGCAAUAGCAGAGGUGGAGUACCACAAGGCCCUCUGUCACCCCAACAUUGUGGAGUGUAUUGAUUCAGACCUUGUGGGAGUGCCUGACCUUGUAGGCAACAGAACAUCUCAAGUCCUCAUCCUUCUCCCUUAUUACCCGCAAGGGACCUUGCAUGAUGAGCUAAUACGAAGACAGGAGGCCAAUAAUCCCCUGGAGGAGACUAUGGUUCUCACUACCUUCCGGGGGAUUUGUGAGGCCACUCUGUGCAUGCACUCUGCCAAGCCUCAUCCCCUGGCUCACCGGGACAUCAAGACAGCCAAUGUGCUCCUCAAAGAAGACUUCACACCUAUCGUUAUGGAUCUUGGAUCCAUGGCCAAAGCCCGAGUGGAGGUGAAUGGCAGUUCUGACGCCCGCAAGCUGCAGGAUCAGGCUGCAGAGAAGAGUUCCAUGGCCUACAGGGCUCCUGAGCUGUUCAACGUUGAAGCAUUUUGCCACAUUGAUGAGCGCACUGAUGUUUGGUCCUUGGGGUGUUUGCUGUAUGCACUGUGCUUCUACAAGUCUCCCUUUGAGGUGGUGUAUGAGCGUGGGGACAGUGUGGCCUUGGCUGUCGUCAGUGGCAACAUCAAGAUACCUGACAAUAACCCUUAUUCACAGGAUGUUAUAGACUUGAUAGAAAGUCUGCUCAAAGUGAAUCCGGAGGAGCGGCCGUAUGUGGACUGGAUAGUGAACUCGGUGGACCAGCUCAUCAACAAGUCGGCUGGAGCAGUCUAGUCCAUCACAGCUCAUUAAGAAGGUACAGGAAGAGGGGUCCUGCUUGCAGCACGCAGAUUUUUAUUACUAGACAAAUGACCUGCUGACCAAUCAAGAUUUAUCUGUAAAUAUUUGAGAGUGUUGAUUCAACGACAAGAUGUGUAAUGGGGUCAGAUUGAUGGACAUGAUUAUUCUAGUGAUUUUUGUGAUACUUGACCACUAAUAUAGUUCAGAAUCUAUGCACCACUGAAUAUUUUCUCAACACUAAAAACAACUAUAUAAAUAUAAUGCCUGAGACACUUUUGCCUCAUAUUCAUGGCUAGGUAUUGUCAAUGGAGGUGGUCUUGGCCACGAAGCUUUACAUAUGAUCUAGUAUGGGAGUUUUCAAAUUCGUAGAAAUAUGAAAACCAUAACAUACAUGAAAAUUUUGAGUGUAAGGUAUUGUGGGAUAAUCAAUCUUGUGAUAGUGGAGAAAGAAUACACUGCAAAUUGUGA